Messenger RNA from Hymenoscyphus albidus, 1963 nucleotides. The record is from the annotation of a GenBank genome assembly. NCBI's taxonomy places the organism in Eukaryota, Fungi, Ascomycota, Leotiomycetes, Helotiales, Helotiaceae.
AUGUCAACCUAUAAAUAUUCCACACUCUUCCCAAACUAUAUCAGAGCACUAGUCAUACACCCAGGCUCCAAGAAUUCUCCAAUCUCCUGCACAAUCCGUAAUAUCACUAUUCAAUCUAAAGAAAGACACAAGGCAAUAUCUUACGUUUGGGGCACUCCAAAUUUCACUCAGCACAUCACCCUCGAGUCUCAAGACCAUUUCAUAACACCAAGUCUCCGCAGAGCCUUGGAAGUGAUUCGCUCACAGACUGAGGAACAGAUCGUCUGGGCAGAUCAACUGUGCAUCAACCAGUCCGACACCCAAGAACGCUCAAGCCAAGUUGGAAUCAUGUCGUUGAUCUACGCAAAUGCUGAGAUGGUCUAUGUGAUUCUUGAGGGCAUGGAAGAGGGAAGCGGACAAGCGGCUGCAGACCUUGUGAAAAGAAUGAAAGUUGAAAUCGAACAAGAACUCAAGAAAUUCGGUUCCCUAAGCGAAAUCCCGCCACUGGAGCAGGGACAGCUUAAGAUAUACGAUACGCUUGACUGGCCUGCAUUGAAUACCAUGCUGUUGACUUCUUGGUUUUCCCGCGCAUGGGUAGUUCAGGAGGUGGGACUGGCGAGGAAAGCUAUUAUUGGAUAUGCGGGCAGUGAGAUCGAGUGGGACUCUUUGAUGUUGCUUUUGGAUUGGUUGAGUGAGACUGGAGGUCUUAUACGACGAAAAUAUCACCUCAAGGGAUGGACGGUGCACCGUAUCUGGGUGUCAUAUGUGUUGGAUUUCCAAGGUAUGGGGUCAAGUAGGUCAUGUAGAAUUGAUUGAAUUGUAAAGCAGUUAUUGUACAGAGUAUAUAUAUGAGAAUAGGGGUAAAAAGAGUGGAGUAGUAUCCCAAUGCGGAAACAGUGCAAAUAAUGAAAUACAUGUAUAAAUAAUGAAAUGAGUGGUUUCCACGGUUCAACAAUAUGACACGGAGGCGAGGAAGACGCGGAGGUUUUUCCCCCGAUAUUCUUUUACUGAUAUACUUAGUCACAGUGCGUGCACUUUCGGAGCUACCAAUCCGCGGGAUCAUGUAUAUGCCUUUUUGGGACAUCCAAGCUAUGCAGAGGUUGGAGGAGCUUUGAUUCAGCCAAAUUACGACUAGUCGGUGAGCAAAGUAUACAUCAAUUUCGCUAAACAGUGGCUCCAUAAAACCCAACAAGCCCAUUUAUUCGCUUGCGUUGAUCAUGAAUCUUUGCCUCGCGAUUUGGCGGCAAUGAAGUCACAGCAGGAACUUCCCUCGUGGUGUCCUCGCUGGGACUCUUUGAAAAAUGGCGGGUUCUGCCUCAACACUGUACCCGAAUAUACUUGGUAUAGAGCUGUCAAACAUUCGAAUCUUCAAUUUAGCGAACAUUCGGAGGACUUGGAGUCAAUAAAAGUGGGAGGAUUCGUCUUCGAUGCCAUUUCUCGGGGAUUCGAGUAUAUUGAAGAAAGCGGAUCCAUCGAAAAGCCAUCUCCCCAACUACGAAUGUUCCAUGUUUAUCUGAACCUUCUUACACAUAUUGAUAGAAGUCGCUUCGUUCAUGUCUAUGACGACCCCUUAGAAGCCUUGGCGUCAACAUGUAACGCUGGUUUCAUCCAUGACAAUCAUGGUAUUGAUUGCUUAGCCUACAUGAAUACACUGCCUGAGAAACACAUCCUACCCGCAGACCUACCCCAAUCCUCCGGAGACCCCAAAGAGUUCGAUGAACUCAGUGCAGAGACCACAAUUGCAAGAAGAAGAGUCUUCAUAACCACCAAGGGCUAUAUUGGCAUCGGACCUAAGGCACUUCUCAAAGGGGAUGUCUGUUGCAUUUUGUUUGGAGCGAGUGUUCCGUAUAUUCUUCGUCCCCUUGAGGAUGAUUCUUAUUUGUUGGUUGGGGAAUGUUAUGUUCAGGAUAUCAUGCUUCGAGAAGCAGUUGACAUGUACCGCGACGAACAGGAAUUCGAGGAGUGUGAGUUUUUACUUCGAUAA